This is a messenger RNA of Solanum verrucosum, 489 nucleotides long. RefSeq names its product ethylene-responsive transcription factor ERF105-like. The record is from RefSeq and is a predicted model, not a curated record. Gene Ontology annotation, biological process: regulation of DNA-templated transcription. The coding region runs from base 1 to 489 and encodes 162 amino acids. The transcript is spliced from 2 exons. NCBI's taxonomy places the organism in Eukaryota, Viridiplantae, Streptophyta, Magnoliopsida, Solanales, Solanaceae. Gene Ontology annotation, molecular function: DNA binding; DNA-binding transcription factor activity.
AUGGUUGCGAAUAUGAGGAGCAGGAUGAGUCUUUUUGUUGCUGGGUUGAACCGUCUGUCAACCAAAGAGGGAAAGCCAGCCAUGCUUAUUGGGGACAUUGAUAUGGCAAGGUUCAUGGUCUAUGUGCAGCGGGUUGAGGAAGAAAAGCUGAAGGAUAGGAGUCUUCUCUAUAUGCAAAACAUUCUUUUAGUUUUUUCAAAUGGCAAAGAAAAAUAUGACGAUGUGGCGGCGACGGCGACGGCGGUGGCUGUACCACCAAACGAGGUGCGGUAUAAAGGUGUGCGAAAGAGGCCAUGGGGGACAUAUGGAACUGAUAUUACAAACCACAUCAAGAAGGUACGAGUAUGGUUUGGUACUUUCAAAACAGAGGAAGAAGCUGCAAGGGCCUUUGAUACGGCGGAAAGGAUGUAUCACGGCCUUAAAGCCAAACUUUAUUUCCCGCCGACAAAUGAGGAUAACCUCGAAAAUGCUAAUAAUAUAGAAACUUAA